Molecule: messenger RNA, 4430 nt
Organism: Sphaerodactylus townsendi
Lineage: Eukaryota; Metazoa; Chordata; Lepidosauria; Squamata; Sphaerodactylidae
Gene: DENND2A
Product: DENN domain containing 2A
Exons: 20
Coding region: 448-3747 (1099 amino acids)
Biological process (GO): retrograde transport, endosome to Golgi
Cellular component (GO): actin cytoskeleton
Source: RefSeq, a predicted model, not a curated record
GGUGGGGAAGAAGAGCACAUUCACAUCCUAAACUUUGAAGAGAAGCGAGAGAAAAGGAGCAGCGCAGUUGGGAAAAUAUCGGAAAGGGCGGGAGCGGAGCAGAUAAGGAACUGAUGGUUUGGGGAGGCGAAAGCAGCAGGAGGAAGAGAGUUUGCUAAGCCAGAAACUGGAGACUCCGGAAUGGCUUAGCGGGGGAAGCUGAUCCUUCGGCAGCGGAGGGGAGGAGAGAGAAAUCCUUAAAAAAAAAAGAAAGAAUAAGUGGCUUGCGAGGAACUCUGGUAACAAAGGGGGGGGGGGUUGGGGGGAGCCAGAGGACUAUGCAACCGGAGCCUGCUUUUCGUGUUGCUGCUGCUGCCGCCAGGCUGAAGUUGGACUUACCCAAGAUGAGAACGGAAGGCAGACUGGGGGCAGCCCGGCUACUGCCAUCGAGCAAGGUGAGCUGCAGCCAUGGCAGGUGUUGACACAAUGACAGCAAGCACAGCAGCCGACGUGAGCAGCAAGCCUAAAACCAGCAGUGGCAAAUCUAUUGAGAGGAUCAAGUUUGUAAGUUUAAAUAUUACAAAGACGGCAUUUCACUGCGAGCCUUCAAGAGAAAAGUGCUCAGAGAACCAAGUCGUCAUUACACCACAAUUGACUCACAAAGCGGAGCCAUCUUUUAUUGUCAAGAGCACCCUGAAAGCGUUGGAGAACUUGAUGCUGGAUCCGAGGCUAGAUUGUUUUCAGCAGAACAUGCUCAGUUCCAAGAUGAUCAUUGGUAAUCCAUCUGUGGAUCUCAACCUACGGGAAAACAGCAGGAUUAUCAGGAAACAAAUAGGAGGUGCUCAGAAUUUGCGAGCUGUGGGGAAAGCUGAUUUGAAUCAUAAGCCUGUGAGUAUCAAAGACAAGAUUUCAGAAUGGGAAGGAAAAAAGGAGAGUCCCUCUCCUGUAUCUACCUGGAAGGAAGAAGAACCAGGAGUGAAAGAAGAGAUAAGUACACUUCUGGGUGUGGUGGAAAAGAUAACCAAGGACAGUAUGGUAACCAGACAAGUGGACUCAAAGAGGGCUAUGAAGUGGCAGGUGGCAAGCAAAGAGAACAAGAAAAGGGCAGGAACUCCCCAAAGUGCUGUGCAGCCUAUGGAGAAACAAAUAGACAUGAAAUUAAGGGCAGGGGAGCCAAAUUCCAAUGCUGGGAAAGGCAAUGAGUUGAAAGAUAUCCAGAAGGAGAAUUUGUCUGUACUGAGUCAGGUCAAGAAGCUGGAACGGGCCUUGCAAGGAGGGUGUGCAGAGCUACAACCCCAGUUACCAGGUACUUAUUACUCUCCACAUUGCCUGCAAGAGAAAGGCAGUGAGGGGCAGAGCCCCUGCGAGGGCCAGGAAACUCCUGGCAGACUGGAACUAGGGAAGCGUCUCAUCAGCUUGGACUCUGAAGCCAGCGAGCCAAUCUUUGGGACUCUGGAAGAGGUGAAAAUGCCUCGUGUGAAAUGCAAACCGGGCAGUGAGGAAAACGUGUAUACAGAGCCCGGAUUGCCAGAGAAGAAACCUUUUAUCAACCCUCUCCCCAAGCCCCAGCGGACUUUCAAGCACGAGGGUGAAGAGGGAUGGGUCCCUCUGGUUCGGAAUAAGAGAAAUUUGCCGCCUCUGCCUUCUAUUCCUCCCCCUCCUCUCCCUUCUUCUCCUCCCCCUUCAGCUGUCAGCAGAAGACUGAGGAAUGGAAAACAUAAGACCAACGCUGACCACAGGAAGUCUUAUGAGUUUGAAGACCUGUUGCAGUCGUCCUCUGAGAACGGACGGGUGGAUUGGUACGCUCAAACUAAGCUGGCUCUAACCCGCACUUUAUCUGAGGAAAACGUCUAUGAAGAUAUACUAGAUCCGCCAGCAAAGGAGAACCCCUAUGAAGAUAUUGAGACAAAUAGUCGAUGCCUGGGGAAGAAAUGUGUCCUGAACUUUCCAGCAUCUCCUUCAUCGUCUGUUCCUGGCACACCCACAAAGCUGCUCUCGAAACCCAUCUUCUUUCGCCAGAACUCAGAACGGCGUAGCUUCAAGUUGUUGGAUGUCCGGAAACUGAAUCGUGACGGAACAGGCUCACCUUCUAAAAUCAGUCCCCCUUCCACUCCUAGCAGUCCUGACGAUACCUUCUUCUCCUUGGGUGAUCCUCAAAACGGCAAGAGAAGGCGGAAGAUUACUAAGCAGCUGGUUUUAAAAAUCAAUGCCAUUUAUGAAGCGCGAAGAGGGAAGAAACGAGUCAAGAGGCUGUCGCAGUCUACUGAGAACAGCUCAGGAAGAGUCACAGAUGAAAACAGCGAAUCAGAUAGCGACACUGAAGAGAAACUGAAAGCUCACAGCCAGCGCUUGGUUCAUGUGAAGUCUCGCUUGAAACAAGCCCCCAGGUACCAAACCUUGGAGCGGGAUCUGAUUGAGUAUCAAGAGAGGCAGCUCUUUGAAUACUUUGUGGUGGUGUCGUUGCACAAGAAGCAGGCUUGCGCUCCGUAUGUCCCUGAAGUCACACAGCAGUUUCCGUUAAAGCUUGAACGUUCCUUCAAAUUCAUGAGGGAGGCUGAGGACCAGUUGAAAGCCAUUCCUCAGUUCUGCUUCCCUGAUGCAAAAGACUGGACUCCUGUCUGCCAAUUUACCAGCGAAACUUACUCUUUUGUCCUGACUAGUGAAGAUGGCAGCAGAAGAUUUGGAUACUGCAGAAGGCUGCUGCCCAGUGGGAAAGGGAAGCGUCUCCCUGAAGUUUACUGCAUCGUGAGCCGGCUUGGAUGCUUCAAUCUCUUUUCUAAGAUCUUAGAUGAAGUGGAGAAAAGGCGGGGGAUUUCUCCUGCGUUGGUGCAGCCUCUCAUGAGGAGCGUUAUGGAGGCUCCUUUUCCUGCUCUGGGCCGAACAAUCACCGUCAAGAACUUCCUGCCUGGCUCAGGGACAGAAGUGAUAGAAUUGCGUCGACCACUUGACUCGAGGCUUGAGCACGUUGACUUUGACUCCUUGUUUUCCUCACUCAGCAUUCGGCAUUUAAGCAGAGUCUUCUCUUCCCUGCUGCUGGAGAGAAGGGUGAUACUUAUAGCAGACAAACUCAGCACCUUGUCGAAAUGUUGUCAUGCCAUGGUGGCACUCCUUUACCCAUUUACGUGGCAGCAUACCUACAUCCCUGUGCUUCCCCCAUCGAUGAUUGACAUUGUGUGCUCCCCAACCCCGUUUCUGAUCGGUCUGCUCUCCAGUUCCCUGCCACGCCUCAAGGAAUUGCCAGUGGAAGAGGUCCUUGUGGUCGACCUUGUUAAUAAUCGCUUCCUAAGACAGAUGGAAGAUGAGGACUCUAUUUUACCUCGCAAGUUGCAAGGAGCUCUGGAACACAUCUUGGAGCAAAGGAAUGAACUGGCGAGUGACCAGGAAGAGGGCUCUCACAACGGCAAGCAGGAGUCCAGCCCCUUGAAUGAAGUGGUGUCAGAGGCAUUUGUCCGCUUCUUUGUGGAGAUUGUGGGACACUACUCCCUUUUCAUGACGACCGCAGAGAAGGAAGAAAGGGUCCUACAACGGGAGGCCUUCCGGAAAUCGGUCUCUUCCAAGAGCCUUCGGCACUUUCUCGAAGUCUUCAUGGAAACCCAGAUGUUCGGGGGCUUUAUUCAGGAACGAGAGAUGCGGAAACAGGGAGUCAAAGGGUUAUUUGAACUGCGUGCCCAGGAGUACCUGGAAACCCUUCCCAGUGGCGAGCAGAGCGGGGUUAAUAAAUUCCUGAAAGGGUUAGGUAACAGAAUGAAAUUCCUCCACAAGAAGUAAGAGUGAAGACGGCCACUGUUGUGGGGAGAAGGAAUGUCUACAGUUCAGUGGACCAAAAAAUAGACCAAUUUUUCCUUAAAACCCAUUCCCACUUUGCCCUCUCCAGCAGGGGAAACUCCAGCACAGGAGCCAGAAUAUCCUGGAGUUUUAUGCUUGCAUGAAAAGCUGGCCUGUGGGAAGAACCGGCGUAAGGGUCACCGAUGCUGCCACGACGGGUCUGCAGGCAUCUUCAAAGGUCAUGCACUGGACAAGCUCUCUCGGAACUCUUGAUUGGCACUUUGCAGACCUCACAGUGGUUGUACUUUGUAGUUGUCAAACUUCUUGUUUUCUUUUAUUUAUGUCGCGCUUAGGAAAACUAUUAGCUGAUGACACUUGCCUGUUCUCCUGUACCAAGCUGCAACGGGGGCAAACAGGACAGAGGCUGCAUUAACUUGGACUCUUAGGUUGCGAUCCUAAAAUGACGGAGAAAGGGGAGAAAACACGAGGACAUGUGGGGCACGUGAAGGUGGGUUUGGGGGUUGUAAACAGAAUGGGUCUGCAGUGAGGAGGAGGGGAGGAGAACCCCUGAGUGCCAAACAGAGCAACUGCUGCGUGACGGAAGAUCCCUUCCCCUCCUGAGCUGGAGGGCACAAGUUCUCACCCUUCCUUGGAUUAAACUGAGUGCAUGAUGUGAUGACGUUCAA